AUGCCGCGCCGUGCGACAUUAUAUACAGACGAAGGCCGACUCCCUCCAGGUAUGGAGCGCGUCGGCUAUGAUUCUGACACCGGGAAAUACACUUUCCGGGCGUCAGAUGGUUCGCUCUGGGAGACGGCUUCCGGAAUGGAGUACGGGGAGUUGACGAGAGUCGGCGGUAGCUCGCCGGCAGAUUUGGAGUUCCGGGCGAGGAACCCCCAGUUCUUCCAGUCCGAGCCAGCGGCGUCAACUACUGACGUCGCCGCAGGUCAAGGUCAACAGGACAUUGGAAAUAUCGUGUCACCUCCACGUCCGGCUGGUGGGCUUCAGAGAAGCUCAUCACGCCUGGGAUCUCUCCGCCAGCGAGUGAAGUUUGUAAAGACCUCACUAGCUGGAAGUGUCAACAAGACACUGGAAGAGGUCAAGUCUGCCUUCAACAAAACCUAA
This is a messenger RNA of Fusarium venenatum, 435 nucleotides long. RefSeq lists its product as uncharacterized. The record is from RefSeq and is a predicted model, not a curated record. Lineage: Eukaryota; Fungi; Ascomycota; Sordariomycetes; Hypocreales; Nectriaceae.